AGACGGCGUUGGAUUUGGCCAUGGCCAACAUCCGUGAAGGAUUCUUCUAUGGACGGAACAGAGACAAACUGAUUUACAGCACGCUCGCACGUGUGGGUGCCAAGCAUUCUAGCUGCCGGGGUGACAAGUUGAGUGGCAUGCAAGAUUCAGGUGCUGCGGAGGCAGCGGAACAAGCGGCUGCCGGCGAGUUGCACAAAGAGGAGUCCGCCAAGCUGACGGACGCGAGCCGGACCCUCGCCGUCGGCUCUGUGCUCAUCGCGACGAUGACCUUCAGUGCCACGUUCACCCGCCUGCCCGGGGGCUGGAGGCCGGGCGACCCCAGCCGGCGGCGGCUCUUCGACGCGUUCGUGGUCGCCAGCGCGCUGGCCUUCAUCCUGUCCUCGUCGGCCACCGUCGGCCUCAUGUACUCCGGCAUCGCGAUGGUGGAGCUGCCCAUCCGCCGGAAGCACUUCCUGGUCUCGCUCUUCUUCGUCUCCAGCUCCGUGACGUGCCUGACGAUCGCGUUCGCGCUGGGCGUGUACAUGGUGCUGGCCCCUGACGCCCGCCGCACGGCCAUCGCCAUCUGCGUCGUCAGCCCUCUGCUCUGCAGCUCAUCUACAGGAACGCGGAGAGCCUGCAGAAGCUUUUCGCGGUGUCGCGGCCUCUGUACGCGAGGAUGGUAUUCUGGGUGUGCCUGCGGUGGUCAGGAGGGGCCAUCUUGCUGCGGUUGCUGACGAAGUUUUGGCCCUUCGUUGUGAUCUUCGGCUUGGCAGGUCAUUUGAGGAACCACCACCAGCAGCAGCGCGGCUGACUCGAAGAGAGACCGGUCGGCCGGUGGUGGUGAUGGUGGCCGUAGCCAACUAGCCAUGUACUUUUUUUUCAUACUGUUAUUCAGUCAUUAUUAACAUUGUAAAAUGCAUCAAAAGGCAUACACCUAGUUUAUGCUAAUAAACAGGGCAUAAUACGGCCUGAGUCUUCCUAGUGGUAA
Panicum virgatum (switchgrass) is the source of this 967-nucleotide messenger RNA. RefSeq lists its product as uncharacterized. The record is from RefSeq and is a predicted model, not a curated record. Lineage: Eukaryota; Viridiplantae; Streptophyta; Magnoliopsida; Poales; Poaceae. The transcript is spliced from 3 exons. Bases 21 to 713 code for a protein of 230 amino acids.